AGCAAAGGUUCACAAACACUUCAAUAUCCAUAGUUGUGAGCAUAUAAUAAUGGCCCAGAGCUUUUCCAUGGUGCUCAAUUCGUCCUUCACUUCACAUCCUAUUUUUUGCAAACCUCAAAAGCUAAUUAUAAGAGGGCAUAAUCUACUUCAAGGGCACAGAAUUAAUUCCCCAAUUCCAUGCUAUGCAAGCACUAGCAGCACAAGUGUGUCACAAAGAAAAUCAGCCAAUUACCAACCUAACAUUUGGAAUUACGAUUAUUUGCAGUCCUUAAAGCUUGGUUAUGCGGAUGCACAUUAUGAGGAUAUGGCUAAAAAGUUGCAAGAGGAAGUGAGAAGAAUAAUUAAGGAUGACAAAGCAGAGAUUUGGACUACACUAGAGCUUAUUGAUGAUGUGAAACGCUUGGGUCUUGGCUAUCACUUUGAAAAGGAGAUAAGAGAGGUUCUUAACAAGUUUCUAUCUUUGAACACAUGUGUUCAUAGAAGCUUGGAUAAGACUGCUCUAUGCUUUAGGCUCUUGAGAGAAUACGGCUCCGAUGUAUCAGCAGAUAUUUUUGAGAGAUUCUUGGACCAAAAUGGUAAUUUCAAGACAAGUCUUGUCAAUAAUGUAAAAGGAAUGUUGAGUCUCUAUGAGGCAUCAUUUCUUUCUUAUGAAGGAGAACAGAUUUUGGAUAAGGCCAAUGCUUUCACUAGCUUUCAUCUCAAGAGCAUCCAUGAAGAAGAUAUAAAUAACAUUCUCUUAGAACAAGUGAAUCAUGCAUUGGAGCUUCCACUACAUCGUCGUAUCCACAGGCUUGAGGCCCGGUGGUACACUGAGUCAUAUUCAAGAAGAAAGGAUGCAAAUUGGGUGUUGCUUGAAGCAGCUAAACUGGAUUUCAACAUGGUUCAAUCAACACUGCAAAAAGAUCUCCAAGAAAUGUCAAGGUGGUGGAAGGGGAUGGGGCUUGCCCCAAAGUUAAGCUUCAGUCGUGAUAGAUUAAUGGAGUGCUUCUUUUGGACGGUUGGGAUGGCUUUUGAGCCAAAAUACAGUGAUCUUCGCAAAGGUUUAACCAAAGUCACCUCUUUAAUAACUACAAUUGAUGACAUUUAUGAUGUGCAUGGAACCUUGGAAGAAUUAGAGCUUUUCACAGCAAUUGUGGAAAGUUGGGACAUUAAAGCAAUGCAAGUUCUCCCAGAAUACAUGAAGAUAAGCUUCUUAGCCCUCUACAACACAGUCAAUGAAUUGGCUUAUGAUGCACUUAGAGAACAAGGGCAUGAUAUCCUACCCUACCUCACUAAAGCAUGGUCUGAUAUGUUGAAAGCUUUCCUACAAGAAGCAAAGUGGUGCCGAGAAAAACACUUGCCAAAAUUUGAGCAUUAUCUCAAUAAUGCUUGGGUCUCAGUGUCUGGUGUAGUUAUACUAACUCAUGCCUAUUUCUUGCUGAAUCACAACACAACAAAGGAGGUACUUGAGGCCUUGGAAAAUUACCAUGCUCUGUUCAAAAGACCAUCCAUAAUUUUUCGACUUUGCAAUGAUUUGGGUACAUCAACGGCGGAGUUACAGAGAGGUGAAGUAGCAAAUUCAAUUUUAUCCUGCAUGCAUGAAAAUGAUAUUGGUGAAGAGAGUGCUCACCAACACAUUCAUAGUUUGCUUAAUGAAACUUGGAAGAAGAUGAAUAGAGAUAGGUUCAUCCACUCACCUUUCCCAGAACCUUUUGUGGAAAUAGCAACCAACCUAGCCAGAAUUGCUCAGUGUACGUACCAAACUGGAGAUGGGCAUGGAGCCCCGGAUAGUAUAGCAAAGAAUCGAGUCAAAUCAUUGAUAAUUGAACCCAUUGUUCUCAAUGGAGACAUAUAUUAAUCGCAAAGAUAUAGAAAAUAUGACUGUACAUAAUGCCAAAGAUGAAUAUUGGCAUGUCAUAUGUUAGUGUAGGUAUAAUUGAACGUAUAGUUUUCUAUAAUUGAUUUUAUUACGUUAAUUUUCAAUGUUUCAACAUUUUGAUUGUGUUUGCAAUGAAUUUGGAAUACAAUGUAGUUAAGUUCAAAAAAAAUGUAUAUUGUAAUCUAUAAACAUCGUCAUGGAAAUUUCUAUCCAUG
Messenger RNA from Lotus japonicus, 2073 nucleotides. RefSeq names its product tricyclene synthase EBOS, chloroplastic. Gene Ontology annotation, molecular function: magnesium ion binding; terpene synthase activity. The coding region runs from base 50 to 1837 and encodes 595 amino acids. The record is from RefSeq and is a predicted model, not a curated record. NCBI's taxonomy places the organism in Eukaryota, Viridiplantae, Streptophyta, Magnoliopsida, Fabales, Fabaceae. Gene Ontology annotation, biological process: diterpenoid biosynthetic process. The transcript is spliced from 7 exons.